This is a messenger RNA of Marmota flaviventris (yellow-bellied marmot), 1169 nucleotides long. It is a transcript of the gene Ccdc106, whose product is annotated as coiled-coil domain containing 106. Gene Ontology annotation, cellular component: nucleoplasm. NCBI's taxonomy places the organism in Eukaryota, Metazoa, Chordata, Mammalia, Rodentia, Sciuridae. The record is from RefSeq and is a predicted model, not a curated record.
ACAUUCAGGCCAGUGUGACCCUGCUGUGUGGAUCCCAGAGGGAACCCAGCAAUUCUCCCUAUGUAACAGGGGUCCACGGCUCCAGCUAACUUCUCCCCAGAACCUACGUGUCUGGGUCCUCAGCACCUUCAUUCAAGAGGAGUCUGGAGUAUAGGUUCCUUCCUCCCUCAGACCUGGGAGUCCGGGUCCUUUCUCAUUUCCGAGGAGUGAAGCCAGGACUGACCCCACUUGUGGCUGCUGUUUCUGUCCAGUGCCCCUGAGGCGCUCAGCUGCUGGGUCUGCAGGAAGCUUCGUUAUGAAUGACCGAAACAUCCGUAGGUGGACAAUGAAGAAGGACGAGGAGUCUUUGGAGAUCUCCAUCCCCUUUGAUGAGGCACAGCGCCUAGACUCACAGAUCUUUUACAGCCUCAGCCCCUCCCGGGGGAACUUCGACGAGCCUCCAGAGGCUGCAUCCCCCACACUGGCCCUGAUGAAUGGCGUCAAGGCCCAGCUGCACAUGGCCUUGGAGAGGAACUCCUGGCUGCAGAAGCGCAUUGAGGACCUGGAAGAAGAGAGGGAUUUCUUGCGGUGUCAGCUGGACAAGUUCAUCUCCUCUGCCCGGAUGGACACAGAGGACCACUGCCGGGUGAAGCCUGGGCCCCGGAGGGUUGAGGGGGACAGCAGGGCUGGUGGUGAGGCCUCAGACCCUGAAUCAGCAGCCUCCUCACUCAGCGGGGUGUCUGAAGAAGGCAGUGCCGGCGAGAGGAAGAGGCGGAACCAGAAGGGAAAUGCAGGCCGGAGACGCUUCGGGAAGCCCAAGGCUCGGGAGAGACAGCGGGUGAAGGACGCUGAUGGGGUUCUCUGCCGCUAUAAGAAGAUCCUGGGUACCUUCCAGAAGCUAAAGAGCAUGUCGCGGGCCUUCGAGCACCACCGCGUGGACCGUAACACAGUGGCGCUGACCACGCCCAUCGCAGAGCUGCUCAUCGUGGCCCCGGAGAAGCUGGCCGAGGUGGGCGAGUUCGACCCGUCCAAGGAGCGCCUGCUUGAGUACUCGCGCCGCUGCUUCCUGGCACUGGACGACGAGACGCUCAAGAAGGUUCAGGCCCUCAAGAAGAGCAAGCUGUUGCUGCCCAUUACUUACCGCUUCAAGCGGUGAUGCCCGGCUGGCGCGGCCCUCCCGCCGCCCCGCC